AUGAUAUGGGACGCGCACGGCGUAUGGUCAAGACUCAAGGAAGCCAUCGAUCGACAUGCUCAGAUACCUCGUUCAGACAGCAAAUGGUUCUACGGGACAGUGUACCCUAGCCGAAAGACGAGCGCGGAGAAUUUUUCGGGCAGCUCCAAGUGCGAUGAGAUCAGUACAGCUGCAGCGUUGAAACCCCGACGGACGGCGCUCAGUGUGACGAGAAGAAGAGGUGCUGCACGACCGGUCACUGCUAGCGGUAUCAUUGCCGGCAACAUCUCCACCCAGCGCGUCAAGCUCAACAACGGCCAGGAGAUCCCCCAGGUCGCCCUCGGUGUCUACAAGGCUCCCAACGAUGGCUCCACCGAGAACGCCUGCAAGUGGGCCUUCGACGCCGGUUACCGUCACAUUGACUCUGCUGCUCGUUACAUGAACGAGGAGUCGGUCGGCCGCGCUCUCGCCGAGUGGACCAAGGACAACAACGUCCCCCGCUCCGAGAUCUUCAUCACCUCCAAGCUCUGGGACGCUGACCACGACAAGGCCGCCGCCGCCGUCGAGGACUCGCUCAAGAAGCUCCAGGUCGAGUACAUGGACAUGUACCUCAUGCACUCGCCCGGUACCAUGGGUGCCGAGCAGCGUCUCGAGGCCUGGAAGGCGCUCGAGGAGGCCGUCGACGCCGGCAAGAUCAAGACCAUCGGUGUCUCGAACUUCGACGUUGAGGAGCUCGACCACCUGCUCGCCAACUGCCGCAUCAAGCCCGCCGUCAACCAGAUCGAGUCGCACCCCUUCUUCGCCCACGAGGACCUGCGUGAGGCCUGCAUCUCGCGCGGCAUCCACAUCCAGGCCUACUCACCCAUGGCCCAGGGCCAGGCGCUCGACCGCCCCGAAAUCAAGACCAUCGCUCAGAAACACGGCAAGACUCCCGCUCAAAUUUUGCUAAAAUGGGGUCUGGCUCACGGAAACAUCAUCCUCCCCAAGAGUUUGACCAAGCACCGCAUCGAAUCUAACGCCCAGCUCUUCGACUUUGAGCUCGACGGAGACGACAUGGACGUUCUUGAGUAUGAAAGUCGGAAAGUUGGGUCCUGCCGGCACAUCGCAGCCCGCAUCGCCCGGAGGAACCCGCCCUGGCUCCCGCCGCUCUUCCGGCUCGGGUGGUCUCUCUGGCAACAAGCUCCAGAUGUCUUCGUCGUAGAUAUCAGCAUGUUGACCGAUCGAAUCGAAGACGAGGAGGUGCAACCGUGUCGCACUAAUUUCUGCACCUCCUUGACCGAUUCCAGAUCAAUCCUGUCGCAUCAAGACGUCCACUCAGACGUCCACAAACAUGUUUUGUUCCGUUUGUACUCUUAA
Molecule: messenger RNA, 1335 nt
Organism: Pseudozyma hubeiensis SY62
Lineage: Eukaryota; Fungi; Basidiomycota; Ustilaginomycetes; Ustilaginales; Ustilaginaceae
Product: aldo-keto reductase
Exons: 4
Coding region: 1-1335 (444 amino acids)
Molecular function (GO): oxidoreductase activity
Source: RefSeq, a predicted model, not a curated record